Messenger RNA from Arachis duranensis, 1247 nucleotides. RefSeq lists its product as uncharacterized. The record is from RefSeq and is a predicted model, not a curated record. The coding region runs from base 156 to 848 and encodes 230 amino acids. The transcript is spliced from 5 exons. Lineage: Eukaryota; Viridiplantae; Streptophyta; Magnoliopsida; Fabales; Fabaceae.
CCGUAUUAAAAAAAACCUAUCUACCAAUAUUCAUUUCAAUCUGCGGAAUUAAUUAUCACAAAACAAAAACUUUUCCAACGGCGAGGAGCGCCUUGUUUAACAAAAAGGAUCGAUACUUGUGAUCCUGUAAACAUUUCAUUCACACAUCAUCAUCAAUGGCAGACACAAUUAUCUCUACUCAAAAAAUUAUAACUUGCUUAGCAUCAGGAGCAGCUGUUAGAUGCAGCAACAAUAAUAUUAAUAAUAAUGCUUCAAAGGUUGAUCAGUUUUCAAGCACUCACCGUCUUCGGUUCAACUCUGUAGCUAAGCAGAGUCGCUUCUCUUUUCUGGAUCAGAAGAAAAAUGAAGGCACUAGAAAGAAAAAAUUGGCGAUCUGUGCUUUACCACCAGAAACCCUGGUUCCGGUUGAUGCAACUUCACCCGGCCAGUUGUGGGAUUUCAUCACAAACUCCUCACUCUCUGAUUGGCAAGUUUGGGUUGGUGGAUCUGCAGUUACAGUACUUCUAUCCUUUGUCACCAAGGGCAAAUGGGGACCUUUGUUACAAUUGCAAGACAAACUUCAAACAACAAUAGAUCAAGCAGAAAAGGUUGUAGAUAUGGUGGAAGAUGUGGCUGAGAGAGUGGAGAAAGUGGCAGAAGAAGCAGCCAAUAAUCUUCCAGACGGAAAACUUCAGGAUGCUGCUGAGUAUAUCGAAAAUUUGGCUGAGAAAAUAGACAAGAGUGCUGAAAUGGCGGAGGCUGCACUAGAAAAGAUAGAAGACAUUAGUGAGCAGCUGGAAUCCUUCGUUGAGUCAACACAGGAAUUAAAAACUGUCACGACUACAGUGCAAGCCAAGGAUCAGAAUUAGAGGAAUAUCAAUGUUGAAUUUCAAUGCAUGCAUGUGAUAUUUAGUUAUGCACUAAAAUAGUAAUGUUAGUUAUACAUUAUUCAACUUUUUUUUAAUGAAUUAAGUCCAACUAAAUUAAAUAAUAAAAUUUAAAAUAAUAUUAAUUAUAAUUAAUAUUUAUUAUAUUAAAUUAAUUUAAUUAAAUUUAAUUAACAAAAAAAUGUGAAUAUAUAGUAUUAUUCCACUAAAAUGAUCAAUUUGACAGUCCAAAAUUAUAUUUAAAUGUCCGUCAAUUUUCAUAUAUGUAAAAUAUUUCGUGUGCUUCCUAGAAGCUAAGCAUUAGCACUUUGGACAUAUUCAUUUGCUCAUGAGCCUUGUAGAUUAUUAUUAAGAGAUUAAUUAUGAAACUAACUUUUAUCA